UGAUGAUGGUGAUGGUGGUGAUGGGCAGGACAGGACACGGUGUCUCAGUGAUUCAGAGUAAUGGCAUGGAAAGGUCGGCGCGGGUGACCGACAGGUGCGCGUUCUCGCAUCACCAUUUUUUUCCAUGAACCUUUCUGGUCACGUGGUUGGUUGACAUUUCCUUCAUUUAACCUUUAUAAGGCGCUAUCUGUCUGUCUAACACCUGUCUGUCUGUUGGUUUAACACUGGUUUCCCUCUCUGUCUGUCUGUCUGUCUGUCUGUCUAUCUAACGCCGGUCUCUCCCUCUGUCUCUCUGAUGGUCUGUCUAACACUGGUCAGUCUAACCGGUCUCUCUGAUGGUCUGUCCAACACCGGUUUCUCUGUCGAGACUAUUUUUGUAUAGACACCCGUCUGUCAGUUUAAACAUCACAUACAUAUACAGUAUAUCAUCUCCCUCGGCCUUUCUCUCUCUGUUUUUUCGCAUGUGUGUGUUAUGAAGUCUCCAGGAAGUAACAGGAGUGUAUUUGAGUAGUAAUAGCGGAUGUGCCGCCCAGUGAAGUUUCUACAGAGAGUUUCAGUGUUCUUCCCCCUGUGUGUAACACGAGCAGUGUAUUUUUGCACCCGAGACAAGUUUAGCAUGAAGGCACAAACCUGAAACAGAAACCUCUGACCUUUCACCUUUUGUCCAGAUACUGCGCUGAAUCCAGAGGAGUGUAAAACACACACACACACACACACAGUCACUUUUAAAUGCUUUCAGAUCGACUUUACACUAACACUUUGGCUCGAGCACGUGAUCAGAUCAGCGUUCUCCAGUAACAGGCAGAUGAGAUGGACGUGUGUAAGACCAAGCAGAACCCGGAGGACGUGGUCACACUCGCAGUGUGUCAGAUGGGCGGCAGCAGUAGCAGUAGCAGCGUGCGGCUCUUCAGUUCUCUGGCUCAGUCUCUGAGCAGCGUGCCGCUGCCGCACACACACGCCGAGACCGAGGAGAGCGAGCUCGAGCAGACGGAUCCCGAGACGCUCCUGCGCGAAUGCGAGGAAGUCCUGAGGAAGCGCCCGCCCCGGCCGCAUCGAGACUUCAUCAGAACCAGAGCCAGCGCCGCGCACAACCCGCAGAUCCGCGUCAUGCAAUGGAACAUUCUAGCGCAAGCUCUUGGCGAGGGCAAGGACGGCUUUGUGCGCUGCCCGAUGGAGGCGUUGAACUGGGCAGAGAGGAAGUACCUGAUCCUGGAGGAGAUCCUGACCUACAGACCCGACAUUGUGUGCCUGCAGGAGGUCGAUCACUACUAUGACACCUUCCAGCCCAUCAUGUCCAGCCUGGGCUACCAGAGCAGCUUCUGCCCCAAGCCGCGCUCCCCGUGCCUGGACGUGCGCGGCAACAACGGCCCCGACGGCUGCGCCCUGUUCUUCAGCCGCGAGCGCUUCCGCUCGCUUCAACUCCAUCACCUCCGCCUCUCAGCCAUGGCGCUCAAGACCAAUCAGGUGGCCGUGGUCGCCGCUCUGCAGUGCCAGGUCACGGGGCGGGUCUUCUGCGUCGGCGUUACGCACCUGAAGGCCAGGAGCGGAUGGGAGACCUUCCGCGGAGCCCAGGGCGCCAAUCUGCUCCAGCAACUCGAGGGCAUCUUGGAUCAGGAGGACGCCGUUCCUCUGUUGGUGUGCGGAGAUUUUAACGCCGAGCCGGGCGAGGAGGUGUACCGCCGCUUCCUGGACUCUCCGCUCGGCCUCGAUAGCGCGUACAGGACGCUAAGCGCAGACGGCGUCACAGAGCCGUCCUACACCACCUGGAAGAUUCGUCCUAGCGGAGAGUGCCGCACGACGCUCGACUACGUGUGGUACUCGCGGCACGGCUUCAAUGUCGAUGCCGCUCUCGGCAUGCCGAGCGAGGACCAGAUCGGCCCUGACCGCCUUCCCUCUUACCACUAUCCGUCCGAUCACCUUUCGCUCGUCUGUGACUUCAGCUUCAUCCAGGAGCCCCACAGGCUCAUGUGACCGUAGAUUAAAACGGCACCAGCACAACUUCCCGAACAUUCCCGAACCUUUUCCUGAGCCACCGAGUACCCUUAACUCGGACGUACAGACUCUCCUGGCUGAUCAUCGAAUUCUCUGUGCAAUAUGAUCUAAUUUAUUAUUUCCUCAGUUGAUGUAGACAGUUGAUUGUAUACCUGACUGAUAAGAAAAGAAAAGAAAAAGAAUGUAUUUACUACGCACAAGUUUAUUCUAGUAACGAGUUAUAUAUCUGUUAGCAAAUUAAAACAAUUAUUUAAUUUAUUAAAUGAUGAACAGGAGAGAAUUUACUGUGAUACAUCAAUUCUCUCUCUAUAUAUUUAACUCAAGUCAGUUUAAUCCUAUGGACUUUAUGGCCAAUUAAUCCAUUAAAAUCUUGUAAACACA
Clarias gariepinus (North African catfish) is the source of this 2373-nucleotide messenger RNA. It is a transcript of the gene nocta, whose product is annotated as nocturnin a. The coding region runs from base 811 to 1971 and encodes 386 amino acids. The record is from RefSeq and is a predicted model, not a curated record. Gene Ontology annotation, molecular function: poly(A)-specific ribonuclease activity. Gene Ontology annotation, biological process: circadian rhythm. NCBI's taxonomy places the organism in Eukaryota, Metazoa, Chordata, Actinopteri, Siluriformes, Clariidae. The transcript has 3 exons.